Messenger RNA from Metopolophium dirhodum (rose-grain aphid), 4320 nucleotides. It is a transcript of the gene Hipk, whose product is annotated as homeodomain-interacting protein kinase 2. The record is from RefSeq and is a predicted model, not a curated record. Gene Ontology annotation, cellular component: cytoplasm; nucleus. Gene Ontology annotation, biological process: peptidyl-serine phosphorylation; peptidyl-threonine phosphorylation. The transcript is spliced from 21 exons. Bases 503 to 4198 code for a protein of 1231 amino acids. Gene Ontology annotation, molecular function: protein serine/threonine kinase activity; protein tyrosine kinase activity; ATP binding. Lineage: Eukaryota; Metazoa; Arthropoda; Insecta; Hemiptera; Aphididae.
UCUAGCAGUCUAGCAGCCAGCGGGCACAGUUUCGUUCUCGACCCGGAUCAGUGCGUACGUGCUACGGUCCCGUCCGGCCGACAUAACCACCGCCACCACGACUCGUACGUGGAUCACGGAUUGAUGACCGCAACAGGAACAGCAGCUUUUUUCGUGUCGCAGACACUCGCGGCCAGUCGUCCGAUCGACGCUCGCUCGGGCCAUCACGCUCUGCCAGUCCAUCUCGUCCGAGGAUAAAAGACCGCCGAGAUCCCCCGAGGGAGUCUGCAGGAGGAGAGCCGCUUGUCGUCUGCAAGGACGGAACCGUGUGUGACGGUUUGCGCUGGUCGCUCUGCACACGGUUGGUGGCUAAAAAGACGAAACGUCGCGCAAUAUGGCCGUGUGAAAAGUGGUGCGGACGACUACCACAGACGGAGAGAUUCGGUCGCUUACAGACGCGGGGGAAGAAAAUAAUGAAAAUUUGUUCUGGACCGGCAUACAUCAAACACCGUCCCAGAGUGACAUGUACAGCAGUCAAUCACAAGGUUUGUGUUCAGAACGGUUGGUGGCAGACGAAAGUGUCGCACUUGUCACGCAUCACAAAAAACGCAAGCUGGACCAACUACAUAACGCCGCUUGCGGCCCUGAAAAUUACCACCAUAAUAAAUACAAAUUGAGUUCGCUUCACCACCAUUACGAACCAAUCGUUGAGUUGGUGCCAUAUGAACCUGUUAAGUACCGCAAACAUCAUGGUACUUCUAUUGCACCAUCCAACAUUAAGACCAGUCCAUCAUCUGCACAUAAUCAGAAUUUCAUACGGGCAUCAACCAUCAAAUUAUUAGACACGUACCAACGCUGUGGACAAAAGCGGAAGUCGUGUGAAGGCGGUAUAACAAAUGGUGUGGAGUCAAGUUUUGGAGUCGGAGGAGCAAAUACUGCAUCAACUACUACUACUACUACCACUACCACAACGGGGCAACAAGGGAAACAGGGUGCUGAUGGUGAUUAUCAGUUGGUUCAGCACGAAGUACUUUACUCAAUGACGAAUCAGUAUGAAGUUCUAGAGUUUUUAGGUCGAGGAACUUUUGGUCAGGUUGUAAAAUGCUGGAAAAAAGGAACAAAUGAAAUUGUUGCAAUUAAAAUACUAAAGAACCAUCCAUCAUAUGCUAGGCAAGGUCAGAUUGAAGUAAGUAUUCUGUCACGAUUGAGCCAAGAAAAUGCAGAUGAAUACAACUUUGUUCGUGCGUAUGAAUGUUUUCAACACAAAAAUCAUACUUGUUUGGUGUUUGAAAUGUUGGAGCAAAAUUUAUAUGAUUUCCUGAAACAAAACAAAUUUAGUCCACUACCUUUAAAAUUUAUUCGACCAAUAUUACAACAAGUAUUGACUGCUUUGUUAAAGUUAAAGGAUUUGGGUCUUAUUCAUGCAGAUUUGAAACCAGAAAAUAUAAUGCUAGUUGAUCCUAUCCGUCAACCUUACAGAGUUAAAGUAAUUGAUUUUGGUAGUGCAUCUCAUAAAAGUAAAGCUGUAUGCAACACUUAUUUGCAAAGCCGAUACUAUAGAGCCCCUGAAAUCAUACUUGGUUUACCAUUUUGUGAAGCAAUUGAUAUGUGGAGUUUAGGAUGUGUAGUAGCAGAACUUUUUUUGGGUUGGCCAUUAUAUCCAGGGUCAUCAGAAUAUGAUCAAAUACGUUACAUUUGUCAAACACAAAAUUUACCAAAUUUAGACAUGUUAACAAAUGCAUCAAAAACCUCCAAGUUCUUCUAUAGAGAUGUUACAUAUCAAAAUAAUUGGAGAUUAAAGAUAAUGGAAGAACAUGAAGCUGAAACUGGAAUUAAAUCUAAAGAAGCAAGAAAAUACAUAUUUAAUUGUUUAGAUGAUAUUGGACAAGUUAAUGUGCCAACAGAUUUGGAAGGUGGUGAACUUUUAGCAGAAAAAGCAGAUAGACGAGAAUUUAUUGAUCUUCUUAAAAGAAUGUUAUCUAUGGACCCUGCUAAUAGAAUACAUCCUAAUACUGCUCUUCUGCAUCCAUUUGUAACAUUAGCACAUUUGGUUGAUUUUGCCCGAUGUGAUAAUGUUAAAGCAAGUGUACAAAUGAUGGAAGUUUGUCGACGAGCCUUACCUGAUCAUCAUUCAAGUUCUGGGCAAGCUGUACUGGUGCCAGCAACUAAUGCCAAUGUCACUCUUGCUUUUAAUAACCAGUAUCAGUUAUAUAACAGUCGAUCAAUGGCUAGACAAUAUAGUGGUAGCUCAAAUCAACAUCAAGCUCAUUUAUCAAUACUUUGUUCUGCUGGUCCUGGAGCUUAUCAAACUGGAACAUCACCUCCAAAACAUGUAGCUGUUAUGCCACCUCCUCCUCAUCCAUCACAAUUACAAAUACAACAUUCUACAAGUUUGAUUACUCAACAGCCUGGUGGUGGUCAACAGCAAUAUGUGCCUGUAUCUAUGGUUGAUGGAAGUCGUCAAAUGAUUGCUACUUGGCCAGCUCCUCCUGGACCUCAUCAUCGUCAAAUGACUAUAGUUCCUCCACCUGGAGCAGGAGCAGCUUCAGCAGCAUGGCAUUCUGCAUCUGCUGCCGCAGCCGCAGCUGAUUGGGCAGUUCCUAGGCCUCUAAUUGUUGAUUCGGCUACUGCAAUAUUACAAGAUCAACGGCAAGUUGCUUUUACUACAGCUGAUGUUUAUGAUGGUCUGUUGGAAAGCCCCACAAUGGUUGGUACAAUUUGGGGGAGUUCUAAUAAUAAAUCACGUUCAACCAAACACAUGGCUCCACCUCAAUCGCAUCAUCACCAUUCAAACUAUCAACAAGCACCGCCUGCACAUCACCACCAUCAUCAUCAUAGGCAAGAUAAAAAGGAUACUGUUAUAAACACUACAAAUCAACUCAGCCCAGUGAAAAAACGAGUCAAAGAAGGAACUCCUCCUCAAGAAUAUGAUGGAAGAAUUAACAGAGGAAGUUUAUUAUCUACUUCAGACAAUAUUCCAAAUUGGCACCAACCUUCUCCUUCUUAUAAACAACUGAUUAACAAUAGGCAACAUACUAUAACUAUUCAUGACACUCCAUCUCCUGCUGUUUCUGUCAUUACAAUAUCUGACAGUGAAGAUGAAGCUUCAUCUAAAGGAGUUCAGAUGAAUAUCAAAACUAAUCGUAACAAUCGUAAAAAUGUAAUUUCAUGUGUAACAGUUGGUGAGAGUGAUAAUGAAGAACUAUUACCGUCUAAACCUUUGACAUACCAUCAAAAACAACUUCAAAGUUUACGUUCAACUCCAGUAAUUUACCAAUCUUCAUCAAAAAGUUCUAAUAUACAAAAUGGUGAAUAUAUUGCUUGCCGUAAUAGUCCUCCAGGUUUAGAGUUAAAUGCUGGUCAAUAUCCUCAACAUUCUUCUAUUACCAAUAACUCUCAGCAACCUAUUUAUAUGCCACAAUCACAAUUACCCAGUGAAAUAAAACACGAACCACAUUAUAGUUCUUCCCAUAGUGGCAAUUCUAUGUCUCAGUCACAACUAAAGAGAAUUGUAUCAAAAGGACAACACGCACAUCAAAGUCAAGAUUGUAAUAUUUUUAACACUUUGGGAACGAGCAAGCCAGAACCACCACAAGCUAUCGAAUACUAUUGUAGUGGGACAAACUGUAAAGAUCCUUACCAUUAUGUCACUCCUCAUGAUCAACAUAUAGUUUAUGCUGGUGAUAAACGUUUAUCAUAUGCAAUACCCUCAGCGCAUAAACGCAACAUUUCCAAUCCCAUGGACUAUCAAUUGCAGCCUCCGGUAGCACAUUCCAGUAGGGAUUCACACAUUAUAAGUGCACCAAAAACAGCAUGGACUCAACAAACUAUACCAGUACAUCAAGCUUACAGAAGUCAUGUGGCCGAUUACACAGCUGCUCAUCUUUCUCCACAAGCCCUCGGAGCUAACCGCGGCCUGUCUCCUUUGGCUGGUCAACCUUUGUAUCACCAAAGUGAUAUUUACCGCCGACAAGCUGUCUAUGUGACUACUGGUCAACCACCAACAGCAGCAGCGUAUUUGCCGUCUCCGCAAGUUCCUCCUACUGCUUUUACAACAGGCCCUAUUCCACCUCCUGCACAUCAUGCAAGCGCAAGACCUUUACUUACCACCCAUGCUACACAUCCGUUACCAGCUCACAUGCAACCAACUGCUGUAUAUGGCUAUUUAAGUCCAGCAAAAACACAUCAUCAAUAUCAACCCCUUUGGUUCACUGAGUAGGGAUUAUCACAGAGGUCUGGCAGUGAAUUAAUGGCACCACUACUUAAUAGCACAGAUCAUCUAGUCAUUAAAGUCAGACCUCUGUACAUGUUAACAACUGAUCCUGUACACACAUAAAGUAA